ACUGGAGGAAAACGUUUAUCAUCUGUCAACCUUCCUCCCGAUUUUCCCGCUAAUUUCACGGCUGCCUUCUCCUUCACUCUCGUACGAACCGCUCCACGUCCCAGGAGACAGGGUCAGAUCUUUGGUUGCCUCCGAAUUAUGGUGAUGGGGUUUGAACUUUGGCAAGGAAGACCAAUUGACGGAGCCCUCGGAUGCCAAAUUCCUGUGCAGGUUCAAAAACCCUAACCCACGCAACAACUCAACCUGCCUAAAUGCAACCUCUAAUACUGGCUUUCUUUCUACCUUUGAGCUUUGCGUUACUCUGGAACCUCCUUUUUUCACUAAUAUGAAGUUGCCAUGACAUGUGAGCUUCUGUCUGGGUCUGGGGGUCUCUUGGGUAACUUCUAGUUAGCUAGCAGAAAGAAUCCUCUGAACCAGUUGCUAGAGUUGCUUCCGUCCGUUCUUGGUUACUUCCAAUUUUAGUCAGGGCUGAGGGACUUUUGGGUUAGCUUGUCAACAGUAUCCGUCCAGUCUUCCUAGCCAUGGCCUCACAGGUGCCAUCGACUCAAUUAUUCUGCACUGGGUUACAAGAGGUUGACAAACACAGUGCAAUUGCAUCAGAGAUGGUUCAAAAGGAUUUAGAUGACAAAGAAAGGAAGCCAUGUCCAAAUGCUGCUUAUCGUCGAAAUCCCUUGAUUACUAGUCAUGACUGCCAUUCAAAGAUUGACUGGUGUCAAACAGCAAGUUCUUUUAUCGAGCAGGAGAGAAUUCUGUGCCAUGAGCUAGAGAGCAUGGUUACCUUGUCUUCACGGAGCGAGGCUAAGAGUAUUGAACCUGUUGCUGAUGACAACAUCGUUGAAAUUAAUCCUUUGAGAAUCUCUCCUUCAAAUGCAAGAGAUUCUGCUGUCCUGAAUGAUGUUACGUCAACGAAUUGUUUUCACCGCCUGCACACGGAUUAUGAUAGUGACUUGGGUUAUGAACAAUUGGAAGCAUACCCUGAAGUUACUAGUGAGGCUUCAACUGAGGCAGCAACAUAUGUGAAGGUUUUCUUGGCUUCUGGUUCUGAUGCUAAUCAAACAAAUGCUGGAACGUUUGAGGCUCCCUUGACUACUAACAUACCAAAUAGCCAUUCAUUUCAUGCUACAUCAGAAGAUUCACUACCUGCUGCAAUGCGAAGGAUGCACAUCACAACUCCUGUUGGGGUUCCCUUGACUAUUAACAUACCAAAUAGCCAUUCAUUUCAUGCUACAUCAGAAGAUUCACUACCUGCUGCAAUGCUAAGGAUGAAUAUCACCACUCAUGUUUCUGAACAGAAGCAACCGAUGCCUAUAGUGACUGUUUUGGAAGGUAUGGAUGGUAGUGGAUCUCAAAUUGGCAACAAUCAAGGAUCUAAUUUUGUCAAAAAUAAAUCCAAAAGGAAAAGAAAACCAAGGUCUGAGGGGGAUGAUAUGCAUUUGAAGGCUGCUGUUCAGAAAUUUGGUGAGGGUAAUUGGGGAUAUAUAGUAAAAGGCGAGUCCAUGAUGGGGGAUAGAACUGCUGCACAAUUAUCUCAGAGAUGGGGCAUUAUCACUCGUAAGAAGAGCAACACCAACUUGAAACUGGUAACCAAGGCCAAUGGCUCCCUACUAUCCGAGGUACAGCGGGCAGCUCUUCAUGCAAUUAACAUGGCUCUAGAUCCUUCUCCGAGGAACACAUUUGUGAAUAACAGCAUAGGUGUUGGGCAAGCUUUUGGUAGUGCCACUGCAGUGCGUCGUCUCAGCUUGAGGAGAAGUUUGGUUGAACCAAAACAGGUCCCGACUCAAAAGCACAACCUUGUUGGACGCGGCAACAAGAUGAGCUCCUGCGGAUCAGAAGCUGCUGGGGAAGCUAAAGUACAGCUAGGUGGCAGCCAUGGAGAGCAAGUGAAGAAAGAUGAUAAAACCGACCCCGGACACAAAAAACCUAGUCUGAAUGGUGAAAUGCUAAUUUCUCAGAACCCUUGUCAUCUUGUACAGAAAAAGGAGAGCGAUUUGGAUGGCAAGGUAGAUCCCUCAAGAAACCAUGGUCCAUGAAACCGUACCAGGUAUCGUAUCGGAAAAGUCAACGGUAUGACAUUUUAUGAUAAAACAGUAGUUUUACCGUAGUUGUACCGUUAGACCGUUAAAUACCGCCUACCGAUCUAGCCUCCGAUACUGGUAUUUCGUGGUUGAACCGUUGGUACGGUACGGUACGGUUUCGUGGACCAUGCAAGAAACUAGUCUAAAGAGAGUCGAAAAGAAGAUGAAAUUAACAACACUGGUUCCUGUUCUUCAUCCAUUGAAGAUGAGAAGAAGCAACAUUUUGCACGGGAGAGUAGAGGGAAUGAUGAAAGCAGAAGAUUGAGCAAUCAGCAGCAGUAGCAACAAGAUGUGCCAACGAUGGCAAUUAGAGGAUGGAUCAGUGAAAAGCUGGAUAAAGUGGGAAAUUCAGA
Messenger RNA from Linum trigynum, 2428 nucleotides. Lineage: Eukaryota; Viridiplantae; Streptophyta; Magnoliopsida; Malpighiales; Linaceae. The record is from the annotation of a GenBank genome assembly.